UUUCCUGCCUCACCAGCGAAGAAGACGUCAUCUUCAUCGACGUGGCCCGCGGUGGCGUCCAACUGAACCUGGAGACCGCCGUGGAGGAGGUCCAGGAGGUCUGCGGGGAGGCCUUCCACAGGAUCCUCCUCGAGCCCAUGACGCCUGGCCUGCUUCUGCACUACCUGUCUGCCGGCGGCUACCAGUGGAAGCGGAGCGUCCGCGCGGAGACGGAGGCCGACCACCAGGCCAACCAGCUGCUGCUCUACCGGACCAUGGACGGCUGCCAUCCGGGACGGCUGCAGCUGCGCAGCGUCUGCGGCCAGCUGCAGGCCGCAAGACGGGCCUACACCCGCCGCCUCUGUCAGGUCAGCCAACCGGAACGGGGUGCCAGCAAUAGGUGUCACGGGUUCUAUGUGUUCAAGUGAUGUUGCACAUCUCCUAACCGAAGUGCUAACAAGCACAAAGGUACAGAUAGCAUACUUUUCUUCUGAAAUUUGUAAAUAUGGUCACUUCAAACCGCAGUAAUGGACGUAAUGAAAUAAUGAACCACCGCAGUCUGGGCGCCCUAAAACCCCAAACCGUCAUCAUAAUCCUCAAUCAGCAGUUAUGAGUUUAUUUUCUCCUUCUUCAGGAGUACCUGGACGCGGCUAAUGUGUCCGAGGACGAGGCGGCGGGUAUCCGCCAGUUUAUGGCGUCCCUGGUGAGCCGCAGUACCGAGGUUCACCGGUGGCUCAACACCAACGAGGCGUACCUGAGACGCACGGCGGCUCUCGUGGGCAUCGAGUCCUACGGCUACUACGACCCAUUGCUGGAAAUCGGCGACGUCGUCACCUUCGUGGCUGACAGCGGGGUGAUGGGCGUCAUCUACGCCGUGCUCUCUUCAAAGGUGACGGACAACGAGCCCACCGCGUGGUACGACCUGCUCCUGGACGGCGAACACUGCGCUCUCCGCGUCAGGGAGGAGGACCUGGUGCUGGCGGAGCGUCCCCGUCCCGUCCGCCACCUGGAGCUGGGACGCUACUUCUCCCACUUCCACCACGGACACUACCAGCCCCUGCCGCACCUGCGCCUGACCAGCAAGCCCCCCUCGGCAGUCGGCCGGGAGCCUCGUCUGGUGGACGGCUCGGUCCCUCAGGAGCCCCACACCGGUCGGGAGGCUGGGGAGGACAGGCCGCCCACCGCCUGGCUCGGAGACUGGCCCUUCCUCGGGAGAGGGGACGUGCCGGAGGGGGCGGGGGAAGAGGGUGCCGGCUCCGUCUGAGGUCGCCCGGCCCUGACGAAGGUGGCCCGAGACCAAUGUGGGCAGAACCUAUCACCUGACCUGAAUAUGCGAUGUUGUAAUAUACCUAUUUGUACAUAUUUUUUAGUUUAGUUACGUUAUAUUGUGUCUAGCUGUUUUAGAAUGAACUGUGAUAUGAUGUUAUACCUAUGCUACUGCUUUCUACCAAUUCUCGUGUUUUUUUUUUCAAACUUGAUAAGACUUACGAUGUGUUGUGAUUAUCUUGUAAUAUGUUGCAAUGCUGAUUAUAACUGUGACGCUGUUGAUGCCACGGGGUGCCUGUUUGAAGACGUUGAACCUGGAAUAUUGUAAUUAUAGCCCUUUGUUAUUGUCGAAUACUCUUGUGUCGUGAUCUGCAUUGCACGCUGUGCAAUAUACCUACUUAUUGUCAUGAUCCACCUUUCUCGCUCUUGAGGGUUUCUUCCGCUGGUGGACGGCUAGUUUUUUUGUGGGGGGGGGGGUGGAAAGCAACACUAUCUGGGUACGAGAGACUCUUACUGGCGGGCACGGCGAACUAUCUUGAAGAGCUUUUUAGCUUAGCUUUGAAAUUGCUUCUCUACAUUAUUCACACGAUCUGACACUAGUACAGCCGUUCUCGAAGAAACGAGUGGUCUAACCAGUGGAUGAGACCGCUCAGUACCUAUAUGAAACCGACGCUGAUAAGCUGCUAGAAGAAAACUAAAUAAUACAGGAAUGAAUGCGAAACCCAAUACAUAAUACAGUAACAGAUAGUUGGUAUGAACUGACGGACUGACAGAAACUGAUUUAAAACCUGCGCUCUAACAAAGACGGGCAGCCAGCCGGCCGUGCGUCCUGAAC
This is a messenger RNA of Amphibalanus amphitrite, 2080 nucleotides long. RefSeq lists its product as uncharacterized. Lineage: Eukaryota; Metazoa; Arthropoda; Thecostraca; Balanomorpha; Balanidae. The record is from RefSeq and is a predicted model, not a curated record. The transcript has 5 exons. The coding region runs from base 671 to 1243 and encodes 190 amino acids.